Aspergillus fischeri NRRL 181 is the source of this 2055-nucleotide messenger RNA. Its product is annotated as arylsulfotransferase family protein. The record is from RefSeq and is a predicted model, not a curated record. Lineage: Eukaryota; Fungi; Ascomycota; Eurotiomycetes; Eurotiales; Aspergillaceae. The coding region runs from base 1 to 2055 and encodes 684 amino acids. The transcript has 3 exons.
AUGCCAGGCCGAGGGUUACUCAGGCUUACAGUCGGGUGGGCCCUACUGUCACUUUGUGUGGCAGUAGAUACCUGGCCGUACAUGACCCUGCAGACUGCGCCAUACCAACCUCCGCAAAUCCAAGUCACCAAGAGCGGUACCACCGACCCGGGCUACCUUUUUGUUGGCCCCCGUGGCAACAAGCCGGAAGGCACGGCGGCGUUGAUCUACGACGAGGACGGCAAUCUAGUCUACCAGGGCCCGGACGAGGUGACGGCCAAUUUCCGGGUGCAGCGGCUGUUCAACCAGGAUGUCAUUACUUUCUGGGCCGGCAACAUGACAGACCUGGGGUUUGGAUACGGGACCGUCCACAUUCUCGACAAUACCUACCGGGAAAUCUACAUGGUGACCCUGCAGGGGAACUUUGUCACCCCGGACAACAGCGUCCCGGAUUCGUUCAUUGACCUGCACGAGAGUCACAUCUCGGACCGCAAUACGUUGCUGGUCACGGCCUACAAUGUCACCCAGCAGUCCCUGACGUCGAUCGGGGGCACGCCGGAGGAUUACAUGCUGGACAGUUUGUUUUAUGAGAUUGACAUUGCUACCAAUGAGAUUGUGCAUUCGUGGAGCGCAUUGGAGCAUGCCGACCAGAUUGCUUUGACGGAUUCCAAGCAGGGGAUUGACGUCGAUCAUGGAACGCGUGAGCAGCCGUGGGAUGCGUAUCAUAUCAACUCGGUGGAGCUGUUCGACGAGGGGUAUCUCGUCUCUCUGCGUCACUACUGGUCUGGGUAUUACGUUCAUGGCAAUGGGACUGUCAUGUGGCAAUUCAGUGGCGAACUGGGCAAGGGUGACUUUAAACUAGACCAGGCCGGGGUCUUCUCCUGGCAGCACGACAUGCGCAUCUACAACAAAACAGAUACCGGCAUGAUCCUGAGUCUGUUCAACAACGCCAAUACCCCUACCGAGACGGUUGCGGCUACGACGGGUUUGAGCUACGCAGUGGAUUUGGUCAACCGCACGGCAAAGACACUCCGUACCCUGAGCGACAGCAAGGACGUCAUCCACAGCGUCAGUCAAGGCAACUACCAACAGCUGAGCGCGUCGGGGCAUGUCGUGCUGGGCUACGGGUCGAUUGCCAAGAUCAAAGAGUUUGACGCCAAUAACAAGCAGGUCCUCACGGCGCAGUUUGGCACCGACAACGAGGUGGCCUCGUACCGGGGGUACAAAUGCGCCUGGAAGGCGACGCCGUUCUGGGCGCCGGCGAUUGUGGUUCGGCGGGUGUCAGAUGAUUCUGCGCAGGUGUUUAUGAGCUGGAACGGGGCGACCGAGUAUGACAAUUGGGCUGUGAUGGCCGCUGACGCGCCAGACUCUGUCAGUACCACUAUUGUCACUACCUUCAAGCGCACUGGCUUCGAGACGUCUGGUACGGUUCGGGGGUUGAAGACAAAGUAUCUCCAGGUGGUUGCUCGUCGAGGAGAUAUUCCUUUGGGCAUGUCGCCUAUUGUCAAAUACAACCAGAACAGAAACAAAAUGCAUCUCAACCUCAUCAGCCUCGCUCUCUGUCUCUCUCCCCUGGCCCUAGCCCUCCCCCCUCAACCCAUCCUCAGCAAACCACCCAUGAAAACGAACCCCCAAAUAAGACCAACAAACCAAACCCUCGGCCACGCCCUCAUCCACAACACCUGCACCAGCAACAUCUACCUCUGGUCCGUCGGCUCGACCAUCUCCCCCCAAUUCGCCAUUUCUCCAAACACCACCUACACCGAAGUCUACAGAAGAGAUCCAGCCAGCGGCGGCAUCGCGCUGAAGAUCACGCGCGUGGCGGAUGGGCUGUAUACCGCUGCGCCGCAGAUGGUGUUUGCGUAUAAUCUUGUGGGAGAGCGGGUUUGGUAUGAUCUGUCGGAUGUGUUUGGGGAUCCAUUUCUGGGGAGUCGGGUUCGGGUUGAGUAUCGGGGGCUGGCUGGGGAGGAGGAAGAUGAGGAGAAGAGGAUUGAGUGGGUGGAUGGGAUGUCGCCUGGGGGGAGUAUGGUUCGGGUUGCGGGUGCGGAGGGGGAUUUGAUUCUGACGGUUUGUUAG